AUGGCGUCCGGAUGUUCCUACAUGGGCAGUCGCCCCUUCCACCAUGAGUCGCACGAGCGCACCAAAGACAUCGAGGAGGAGUACGACCGUCUGCGCGAGUUGGCGCGCAACGAGCGCUCGAAGCGCCAGGACUGCUUCGACCGUGCCCACGAAGCCUACGAGUCCGGCGACGGCGCGAAGGCGCACGAGCUGUCCGAGGCGGGCAAGCGCCAUGCCGCUAAGAUGGAUGAGUACAACAGGCAGGCUUCCGAGUUCAUCUUCCGCGAGAACAACGCCGAGGAUCGCGUCGCCGGCGACGAGAUCGACCUGCACGGACAGUUCGUCGAGGAGGCCGAGGACAUUUUGGAGGAGCGCAUCCGUUACGCGCAGAAGCACGGCCAGACGCACCUGCACGUUAUUGUCGGCAAGGGUAACCACUCCACCGGCCACGUCCAGAAGCUCAAGCCCCGCUGUGAGCAAGUCUGCCGCGAUCUAGGUCUCCAGUUCCGUACCGAGGAAAAUGCCGGCCGCAUCUACGUCGACUUGACCGGUGGUGAAGCCCACCUGCCCUCGCAUCUGGGCGGCGGCGGCCAGCGUCCGGCCAGCAAGUUCCCCAUCGCUACCCACAACCGCCCGGCCUGGCAGCAACCCCAGCCCGUCAAGCACGAACAGCCCGUCCAGCACGAGCAGCCGCACCACCAGAACGGCCACGCCGAGAAGCCCCACCAUGCCACCGAAGGCCACUCGUACGCCGAUGCCGUUUCCGGCGAGCCGCACGCCGAGCACGGCGCCCAGCACGGCGCCCAACAGCAAGAGCCCCAGCAAGCAGGUAAUCACAAGCCGCAAUACAGCAGCCACUACCAGGAGCCGCAGCAAAACCAGAAUGACGAUGUUGAUGAAAUCUUCAGGAAAGGGAAAAAAGUUCUCCGGGUUUUCAAAAGCUGUUGCGUGGUUAUGUAA
Lasiodiplodia theobromae is the source of this 939-nucleotide messenger RNA. Its product is annotated as Smr domain-containing protein. The record is from RefSeq and is a predicted model, not a curated record. The coding region runs from base 1 to 939 and encodes 312 amino acids. NCBI's taxonomy places the organism in Eukaryota, Fungi, Ascomycota, Dothideomycetes, Botryosphaeriales, Botryosphaeriaceae. The transcript is spliced from 2 exons.